AUGUCGGCAAAUGCUAACUAUCAACUACUUACUGAUGUUCUUAGGGGGAGCCCGUCGUCUGGGGACUCGAAACACUCGAUCAACAAAGCCGUCAAACUUUCAGCCAGUUCUAGAAAUGAAGAUGAACUUGUCUUUCUGGAAAUUAGAGAGCGAAAGAGAGAGAUAGGGGCACUAACGGCAGCAAUCAUAGCAAUAGCGAGACUGGUACUGUGUUGGACAGCCAUAGAAAUGGCCUGUAAACCAUGUCUCAAAAAAGAUCGUGAAGCCAUAGAUCGCAACCUCAACCCAUAUUACGACGCCGACGAUGACACCAUUUGUGCCCCUCUCAAUCCAAACCCACCUACUUCUGCUGAUGAUAAUGACUCUGAUGCCAUUUCUAGUGUCAUCAAAGCCGUCUGA
This is a messenger RNA of Ilex paraguariensis (yerba mate), 399 nucleotides long. NCBI's taxonomy places the organism in Eukaryota, Viridiplantae, Streptophyta, Magnoliopsida, Aquifoliales, Aquifoliaceae. The record is from the annotation of a GenBank genome assembly.